AUGAAUGCUUUAGCCGCAACGAACAGAAACUUCCGUCACGCAUCUCGAAUCCUCGGUUUGGAUUCUAAGAUCGAGAAGAGUCUCAUGAUCCCAUUCAGAGAAAUCAAGGUGGAGUGCACGAUCCCAAAAGACGACGGGACUCUUGUCUCCUACAUUGGGUUUAGGGUUCAACACGACAAUGCUCGUGGACCCAUGAAAGGAGGAAUCAGAUAUCACCCCGAGGUUGAUCCCGAUGAAGUCAACGCUUUAGCUCAGCUGAUGACGUGGAAGACAGCUGUUGCUGACAUUCCGUACGGUGGAGCUAAAGGUGGGAUUGGAUGCAGUCCUCGUGACUUGAGCUUGAGCGAGCUUGAGAGACUCACACGUGUCUUCACUCAGAAGAUCCAUGAUCUCAUCGGUAUUCACACCGAUGUACCUGCUCCUGACAUGGGUACUAACGCUCAGACCAUGGCUUGGAUUCUUGAUGAGUACUCCAAGUUUCAUGGUCAUUCCCCUGCUGUUGUCACUGGCAAGCCCAUUGAUCUUGGUGGUUCACUUGGUAGGGAAGCUGCCACAGGACGUGGUGUAGUCUAUGCCACUGAAGCUCUGCUUGCUGAAUACGGAAAAUCGAUCAAGGGAUUGACAUUUGUUGUUCAGGGUUUUGGGAAUGUUGGAACAUGGGCAGCCAAGCUGAUCCAUGAGAAAGGUGGGAAAGUGGUUGCGGUAAGUGACAUUACAGGUGCUGUUAGAAACCCUGAAGGUCUAGACAUUGACGCUCUUUUGAGUCACAAAGAGGCAACUGGAAGUCUAGUUGAUUUCAGUGGUGGAGAUGCUAUGGACUCUAACGAACUGUUAAUCCAUGAGUGUGAUGUUCUCAUUCCUUGUGCUCUUGGUGGUGUCUUGAACAAGGAGAAUGCUGGAGAUGUGAAGGCAAAGUUUAUAAUAGAGGCUGCAAACCAUCCAACUGAUCCAGAUGCUGAUGAGAUUUUGUCGAAGAAAGGAGUGAUUAUACUACCAGAUAUAUACGCAAACGCAGGGGGAGUGACGGUGAGUUACUUUGAGUGGGUGCAGAACAUUCAAGGGUUCAUGUGGGAAGAGGAAAAAGUGAACUUGGAGCUGCAGAAGUACAUGACUAGAGCCUUUCACAACAUCAAGUCAAUGUGCCAUACUCAUUCCUGCAACCUCCGUAUGGGAGCUUUCACUCUUGGAGUUAACCGUGUUGCUAGAGCCACCCAGUUGCGUGGUUGGGAAGCUUAAUUCUAUUCAGUCUUCCCUCAUAUACUCUGUUUUUUCUCUGUUUUCCCUGUUUUUUUUUUGUUUCAUUGUUGCUGAUGAUUGAUGUUCCGAAAUGGAAAAGAAAACAAAUG
Messenger RNA from Eruca vesicaria subsp. sativa (arugula), 1346 nucleotides. NCBI's taxonomy places the organism in Eukaryota, Viridiplantae, Streptophyta, Magnoliopsida, Brassicales, Brassicaceae. The record is from the annotation of a GenBank genome assembly.